Capsella rubella is the source of this 1428-nucleotide messenger RNA. Its product is annotated as F-box/kelch-repeat protein At1g64840. Gene Ontology annotation, molecular function: protein binding. The record is from RefSeq and is a predicted model, not a curated record. Bases 105 to 1268 code for a protein of 387 amino acids. Lineage: Eukaryota; Viridiplantae; Streptophyta; Magnoliopsida; Brassicales; Brassicaceae. The transcript is spliced from 2 exons.
AAGACAACGAAGAUUCGCGACAACAUCUCCUCAGAGUCCAACCCAAAAGUUCAAAACCCUAAGCUAGAUUCUUUGCAGUUGUGACCGCCUCCAUCAGCAAAAAAAUGGCAAAGGAACAGAACAAAUUGUCCAAGCUAGACUGGUCUCUUCUCCCUGAAGAGUUACUUGACCUUAUCGCCAAGAAUCUGGAGAACGAAGACUACUGUUUCGAUGUUGUUCAUGCUCGUUCUGUUUGCACCUCGUGGCGAUCCUCAUUCCCCUUCCCUUCUUGUCUUUUAACCAUGCGUCAACGUCUUCCUACUUUUAUCGGUUUCCCUUUUGAAAGCAUGUACGGCUCGUUCAUUGUCGAGAAGAUACCUUUGUUUCUCUUAAGAGUUAAAGCUCCUGCUGCUGUGUCGCCUUCUGAGUAUUAUCUUGGAGAAAUAAAAGAACCGAAGGUUCAUACGGAGCUUCCAUCUCCUAUUCAGUGCACACUAAAAAUGACGAUCCCAGAAUCUGGUUCAACGGUGAUGAACAUGCUCGGCUGCCAGAUCAUCUCUUUGGGUCACCAGUACAGAUUAAUAUACGUUUCGGACAGUAAGAUGCCAAGAGGAUACGGAGGUAUGGCUUAUCUUCCGCUCGAGGUGAGAGGAAAAAGAGAAUUCGUUGUGGUCGUCAUUUACAACAGAUAUGUUUUGGCGUUACAAAGUGAGGAUAUGCAGUGGAUGCCGGUUAAUAGAACUACAUGGGAUGCAUGCGAGAGUAUAGUCAGUUUUAGAGGCAAGUUUUAUGCAGUCUUAGGUAACGGGGACAUAUGUGUUAUCGAUCCUUAUUCGCUGCUAGGAACUCCUUUACUGCCCUCAAUUCCUUAUAACUCAUUCAAGUAUCUAGUUCCAUCUGGUGAUGAUGAACUUUUCCUGGUUGAGAAAAUCCUUCCGGUUAAUUAUCGUUUAGUGGAUGAUUUAAAUAAUUUACCCUGUAGAGUAAGAAGGCUAGAUGAGGCGACUGGUACAUGGGUCGUGGUCAGCGAUUUGGGUGGCCGUGUUUUGUUUCUUGGAGAGCUUGGGAAUAUCUUUUGCUCAGUUAAGGAGCUUCCUGAUGGUUGUGGUAUAAGUGGGAACUCCAUUCUCUUCACCAAUGAGUAUGUCGAUGAAACUUUCGCCUAUAAAUAUGGAGUAAAUACAGGAAAUGCGGAUGACGACCUUAGCUUUUGGAGAUCCUCAAGAGAGAAUCUUGUUGAGAUUCUCACCAAUACUCCUCCGGUGGUGGCUCUCUGGAUUGACCACUAAGCUGUUGAAUCUUUACUUUAUAUACUUGAGACUUUGUGGGUUUGUAUAAUUUGGUCAAGAAACAUGUACUAUAUCUAAUGCUAUUAAGUGUAACAGUAUUUAAAGUCCUCCUCGAGUCAUUAGCUAAACACUUUUUUUAUUUCAAUGACUUUUUGAGUAA